AUGAAUGACAAUAUGUGUAGAAGAUUCUUGGUUGUAAGGAACUCGUUUCCCGAUCAAUUGAACCGUGAAGGAAAGUAUUAUUUUAAUGAUGAUAAAAACUUCAAUAAGUAUUGUAAUAAUAAUUGUGAUGAUGAUCUUGAUAAAAUUAAUGCUGGAUGUUUAUUGUUAUUUAAUGAAUUAUUUGGGAGUAUUUAUUCGUUUAACAAUCAUGCAAAAAAUAACAUCGAUGCUGUUUAUUACAUUAUUAUAUGGUUAAGUUAUAUGUUGAGCCUAAAAUCACAUAACAAUAUCACCAAUCUAAAUGAUUUUUAUAAUCAAUAUAUAAAUAAAAAUGAGAAGUAUAAACAGUCUAUAACUGGUGUUACGGAGUAUAAUAGUUAUAAGGAAAUCAUAGAUAAAAAAAUGGAUUUGUUGAAUAUGGAUAAUAAUAUUAUAUCUAAAUUUUAUGCUCCAUUUAAAUUAUUAUAUGAAAUGUAUACAAAUUUUGAUGAAAACACGUCAAAUUGCAAAACGUGUUCGGGAAAUGCUUAUCAAUUUUUUGAAAAAUAUAAAGAGCUCAAUGGAGAUUCUAAUAAUAAUGAUAGCAGUCCAUAUAGAAAAAUAUUGUCUAGAUUAUCAACUGAUUAUAAUAAUUUAAAAAAUAAAUGUAAAGGUGUUAAUGAUAGCGAUUUUCCAACCCUUCCAGAGAUAAAAACAACAAAAAGUUCUGUAAAAAGUUCUGAACAAGCUGAAAAAAUUUCUAAACAAACUGUACAAAAAAUUAUACAAAGUUCUGCACAAUCUUCUGAAGUUACAUCAUCAAAUUCGUCGAUAGGAAACAAAUUAUUUACAGUUUUAUCGAUAUUUGGUGCAAUAGCAUUUUUUUUAGGAAUUUCUUAUAAGUAUUCGUUAUUUGGAUUUCGGAAACGAUCUCAAAAACAGAAUUUAAGAGAAAAUCAAAAAAAUAAAGAAUAA
Molecule: messenger RNA, 954 nt
Organism: Plasmodium berghei ANKA
Lineage: Eukaryota; Apicomplexa; Aconoidasida; Haemosporida; Plasmodiidae
Product: BIR protein
Exons: 3
Coding region: 1-954 (317 amino acids)
Source: RefSeq, a predicted model, not a curated record